Prorocentrum cordatum is the source of this 3191-nucleotide messenger RNA. The record is from the annotation of a GenBank genome assembly. Lineage: Eukaryota; Dinophyceae; Prorocentrales; Prorocentraceae.
GGCUCAAGCUGAGUAGCUCAGACUUAGCAACUGGGAUGUCGGCAACGACCGUGGCAGCUUCCGGCACAAUGCCGACCGCUGUAGCACGGAGGACGUGAUGGCACAUUCGCGUUGUGUUCUUGCGCGAUGCUGGCAUCCGUAGGCAGGCACAGAUGACCACCAAAGUAAGUCCUUCGCAGGGCCCGCACAGCGUCGGCAUCGCCGAGAAGACUCCGCCCCACAGAAGACUAUCGAGUUGGAGAUGGGUGAUGCUCUCGAUCCUCUGCCUUGACAUCUGCGUUAGCUAUCUCCCCUACUACACAUUUGUGCCUAUCCUGCGCCAGAGCAUGCAGGUCUACGGGGCGGACGAGACAGCCCUGGACUGGCUCUGCAUUGUGUACGCUCUGGUGUUUGUGCCGGGCGCCUUCUUGACGGGACCCAUCGUAGGCAAGAUCGGCUGCCGCUGGACGUUCAUCUUGGCGAUGGUGCUCAACGUCGCUGGUUGCGUCGUGCGCUGUGGUCCGCAAUUCUUGAUGAGCUUCCUCCUCGUACCAACGACGCUGCUGCACCCUUUCCGCGAAGGCUCCAGCUUUCCGUGGAUCGACAACGCCAGCGCGCCUACCAAUCCCGGCAGCGUGCCAGCGUCGUCGCCGGAGCCGGCGGUGAUGCCUUACGCGUGGUUGCUGAUCGGGCAGGCGCUGUGUGCGAUGGGGCAGCCGCUGCUGGUGAACACCACCUCGGAGAUGGGGGCGGAGUGGUUCCCGCCGCACGAGCGGCCCACGGCCGCCAUGGUCUCGAACCUGAUGAACUUUGUCGGCAGCUCGCUCUCCUUCUCGGCGACUGCAAAGGGUGCGGCUGCGCCGGGGUGUGGUCUGCGACGGGCACCGCUGGGGCCUGGGGGGCACGACGCUGCCCUCGUUCUGACCUCCUCGGGGCGCGGCGGAGAGCUCCGUCGAGGUCCUCGCCCGCCCCCCAAGGGUGCCCCCCGGGGUGCCAGGUGCAAGCCACACCCGUGGCAGGCCACGCCCUUCGGAGUCGCCGAUCUUCAUGCUCCCGCCCUUGCUCGUGGAGGAUCACCCCGAGAGCCUGGAGUCGGCCGAGCGGGAGAUGACGCGCCUCAUGCAGUUCCAGCUCGGCACCGCCUUCGUCUCCCUGGUGGUCACGGCGGUGCUGUACCAGGACCCGCCCGCGCGGAGCGCCGCGGGUCUCGAGAGACCCGAGGUGCCAUUCCACCAGGAGCUGCUGGCGAUGCUGAGCCUGCGGGAUUUCUGGGUCGUCAACGGGCAGUUCGCGGUGUACGUCGCCCUGGGCCACGCCUUCGACGCCGUCGAGGGCACUCUCUUGGAGCAUUAUGGCUACAGUGCUUCAGUCGCAUCUUGGACAGCACUUGCCUGCGCAAUCACCUCUAUCCUGAGCACCCUGCUCGAGGCCAAAUACAUCGACAGCCCCACCAUGUAUAAGAGCGCCCUCCUCAUCGCCAAUGGCUGUUUGGUCGCUGCUCUGCUAAUCGGAUUUCUCUCCCUGCACUUCCGAAUGGACGAGAGAUGGUUCAUCGCCGCACUCGCCAUCUUUGGGCUCGCCACCCCCGGCUGGGGCUGCAGCUGCGAGCUGGGGGCAGAGGUCUGCUACCCGGCGCGAGAGGCGACGGUGAGCUCGUUCAUGGAGGCAUUUGGGAACUUGCUCGGCGUUUUCGGGAUCAUGGCGACGCAGAGCCUCAUCGACGCCGGCUACGGGGCCAACGUGCUGCUGCUCAUGGCCGCCUGUGCGGGCGGUGGCGCCGCCAUGCUCCUCGGCCUGAGCGGGCGGCUCUGGCGGUCCGAGGCCGAGGCCGAGGAGGAGGAGGCGCCCGACGGGCAGGACGUGCAGGCGCCGACCCCGAAGGCCACGCGCUCGCCUCGGCACUCGGCGGUGUGCGACGUGUCGAAACAGAGGCGUAUCAGCCCGCGCUGCCAGCAGGUCGUGGCCUUCGCCACCAGCAGGACCGGCCUCGCCCUGCCCGAGCCGCUGCGAAGGAUCUCGGGCGGGAGGGCCACGUUCAUCGUCACCGCAAGCGUGAUCAUCUGCAGCCUCCCGCUGCUCCAGUUCGGCCACGUCACCUACCAGCCAGAGCUGCACGAGUUCACGAGGGCGGAGUACCCAGGGCUCGCCGUCUCCUCUGCGCUGCCUGCCUUGGGUCCCGGGGAGCCGGGCAGCAUCAACAGCACGGCCACCAACGGCACGGCCGCUCGUGGGGGAUUGGGCGUCGUCUUGGCGAACGGAUUUCCGGAGCCUGUCAACGUCGUUAUCCACUGCGCUCAGGACACCAAGAAGCUGCAGCGUUUCACCAAGCGCAUGAGAGAGGCGAACCUCUCCUUCGAGGUGUUCGACUGCUUCACUGGCAGCGCGCGCGAGGUCUCCGACGCCGUGCGCGCCCGCCUGCUGCCCUCGACUGCCCUCGGCGCGGUGGAGGGCGUCACCCGCGCCGGGCUGGCUCGGAAGACACUCAUUGGCAAGGCCAUCUCCCACCUGAGGCUCAUGAGGAAGAUCAGCUCGACGAGUGGGUGGAGGACCGUGAACGUGUUUCAGGACAGCGAGGCCAUGCAGACCGACUUCCGCUGGAAGCGCAACGCGCUUCUGGGAAGUCUCCCUCGCAAUACGGACUUCGUGAACCUGAACACGCUGCGGCCAGCCGGCGACCGGGCGUUCGGCAACACAAAGUUGCCCAAGAACAAGUCUUGGAUGAUGAAGCACGUGUUCCGCAUGAAGCAAGGGCUCUCUCCCUUCACGAAUGGCUGGUUGGGAAACUACGUCGUGACAAAGAGGGGCGUCAAGAGGAUGAUGACGCAGGGGUCCACCUACGACACGUUUGGCAAAUGGCAAACGUUUGAGCAGCACGUCUUCGCCCAGUAUCCGGCGCCCCGCAUGGCCGGGUUCGUUGGCUUCUCGGUGUCGUCGGGCGUGAUGUCCGUGCGAUGCGAGAUGCGGCACGGCAAGUUCGCCCCCCGGUCCGCCCGCAUGUGCGCGCUGCCUUGAGGCCGCGCUUCAGACCAGCAUAGCGCAGCGGCUGAUGCCCAUCUUCCCCCUCCUCCCUUCCGUCCUCCUCGUCGUCCUCCUUUCCUCUUCCCUCCUCCCCAUCGUUUCUCCCUCCUCCCUGGUUGUGUCCUCCCGCACGCCUCCUCCACCAUUGUUGGUUCAUCUGCGGCUGCACGUGGAAGCUUGGAAAAGGCGGCAAA